Molecule: messenger RNA, 1974 nt
Organism: Hippocampus zosterae (dwarf seahorse)
Lineage: Eukaryota; Metazoa; Chordata; Actinopteri; Syngnathiformes; Syngnathidae
Product: probable urocanate hydratase
Exons: 1
Biological process (GO): L-histidine catabolic process
Molecular function (GO): urocanate hydratase activity
Source: RefSeq, a predicted model, not a curated record
CUUGCCGCCCUCGCCGACGGGCUGCCCCUCCGCCCCCUCCCCCCCAAGGCCGGCCCCAGAGACCCCUCCCUGCCUCACGCCCCCAAGCGGGUCCACGGCCUCACCCCUCCCGAGGCCGCCAAGGCCGUCCAGAAUGCUCUCCGCUACUUCCCCAAAGAGUGCCACUGCGAGCUGGAGGCCGAGUUCCGGCAGGAGCUGGAGGAGUACGGCCACAUUUACAUGUACCGCUUCAGGCCAGGCUAUCCCCUUAAGGCCUACCCGCCUGAGGCCAUUCCUGCUAAACUUCCCGAGGCCAAGGCCAUCAUCCACAACAUCCUGAACAACCUCGACCCCGAGGUGGCCCAGUUCCCGCACGAACUGGUGACCUACGGCGGCAACGGGGCAGUGCUGUCGAACUGGGCCCAGUUCCACCUGGUGAUGCACUACCUGUGCCGCAUGGAGGAGGGGCAGACCCUGGUCCUCAAUUCGGGCCACCCCCAGGGCCUCUACCCCGCACCCCCUCACGCGCCCAAGCUCACCAUCUGCAACGGGCUCAUGGUGCCAAACUACAGCACCAUCGAACUCUAUGAGAAGCUCUACGCCAUGGGCUGCACCAUGUACGGCCAGAUGACUGCAGGCUCCUUCUGCUAUAUCGGCUCCCAGGGCAUCGUCCACGGCACCACCCUCACCCUCCAGAACGCAGCUCGCAAGUACCUGGCCCGCGAGGACAUGACCGGACUGGUCUUCGUCACCAGCGGGCUGGGCGGUAUGUCGGGCGCGCAGCCUAAGGCGGGUGACAUCUGUGGCUGCAUCACGGUGGUGGCAGAAGUAGCGGAGGCGGCCCUGCUGAAGCGACACAAGCAGGGCUGGGUGAAGUAAGUCUAAAGGGACCUUGACUCGCUGGUGACCCGCAUAAAGGAGGCCAAGUCCAAAAACGAAAAGACGUCGAUCGGGUUUUUGGGCAACGCGGUGGACAUGUGGGAGAGGCUGGCCAGCGAGGAGUAGAUGCUUGUCGAGCUGGGCUCAGACCAGACUUCCCUCCACAACCCCUUCGGUGGUGGGUACUACCCGGCCGGCUACUCCUACCAAGAGGCCAACGAACUUAUGGCCAGCAACCCUGCCAAGUUCAAAGAGUAGGUCCGCAGUUCCCUGCGGCGGCAGGUGGAGGCCAUAAACAAGCUGGCCAAGAGAGGCAUGAAGUUCUGGGACUACGGCAACAGCUUCCUGCUCGAGUCCAGCAAAGCCGAGGCGGCGAUCACUUCUGCGGACGGCUCGUUCAUCUACCCCUCCUACGUGGAGGACAUCAUGGGUGACAUCUUCGAGCUAGGCUUCGGCCCCUUCCGCUGGAUGUGCACGAGCACUGACCCUGCCGACCUACGCACCACCGACCAGUGCGCCCUCGCCAUCAUGAACGACCUGUAUAAGACUCAGCCCCCCCUCGUCCAGAGCCAGCUCAAGGACAACAUCCGAUGGAUCGAGCGCGCCGAAGAGAGUCGACUCGUAGUUGGCUCGCAGGCCCGUAUCCUCUACGCAGACCACCUCGGCAGGAUCAGACUCGCCGAGGCCUUCAGUGACCUGGUCUCGUCAGGAAAGGUCAAAGGCUCAAUUGUGCUUUCGCGGGACCACCACGACGUGUCGGGCGCCGACAGCCCCUUCCGCUAGACAGCCUCCGUGAAGGAUGGAUCGAUGUGGACUGCCGACAUGGCUUGCCAGAACUUCCUGGGGACCGGACUCAGGGGCGCGACCUGGGUGGCGCUGCACAAUGGCGGGGGGACAGGAUGGGGCAACGUGAUCAACGGCGGGUUCGGGUUCGUGCUGUGCGGGGCGGAGGGAGAGAAGGAGCGAGUGCGAGAGAUGCUGUUCUGGGACGUGGCGAACGGAGUGACACGGCGGGCAUGGGCGGGCGGAGAGAUGGCGCAGCACAACCUCGGCAGACUCAAACAGUUCAGCGACAAGUUCGUGCCCACCGAGCCGAGCCCCUGCGGAUCUAAAUGA